This is a messenger RNA of Trichomycterus rosablanca, 6062 nucleotides long. RefSeq names its product obscurin like cytoskeletal adaptor 1a (gene obsl1a). The record is from RefSeq and is a predicted model, not a curated record. The transcript has 21 exons. Bases 11 to 6037 code for a protein of 2008 amino acids. Gene Ontology annotation, molecular function: protein binding. Lineage: Eukaryota; Metazoa; Chordata; Actinopteri; Siluriformes; Trichomycteridae.
GGAAACUGUUAUGGAUGUGUUUGGUGGUGCUCCCCGUGUACUUGGUUACCCACGUCCAGUUCUGGUAAAAAGUGGAUCAGAUGCAGUCCUCAAAUGUCAGAUAGGUGGAGAUCCGAAACCUGAUGUAAUAUGGGAGAGAAAGAAUGAACCCAUAGUUCCUGGAGGUCGUUACUGCUUUACAGAGGAUAACAAAGCUUACACCCUCUUUAUCUCAGAGGUAACUUUGGAAGAUGCUGGACAGUACAUCUGCAGAGCUAAGAACAGCAUUGGGGAAACAUAUGCUGCUGCUACUCUGAAAGUAGAAGAAAAUCAAGAUGUUCAGCUUAUAUAUCCAUUGCAAGAACAACAGGAAAUCAAGGUUAUUUCACCAGAACAAGAAAUCAUGACAGUCAGACAGCAGACAGAGAAGAAUGCAGAUCCAUUUCAGGACAAAAAACCUCGGUUCUUGAUUAAACCACUUUCUCUGAGAGUAGACCGAGGUGAAGAUGCUGCCUUUUCUUGCAAGUUAUCAAGUGGACCCUUUUCUGUGGUUGUGUGGGAAAAAGAUAGCAAGCAGCUCAGUGAGAUCUAUGAGAGCUCACACUAUUGCAUAAACCAGCAAGAUGGAGGAUGGUUCCAGCUAAGGAUCUUCCAGACAAGAGCCCCAGAUGGAGGGGUCUACACUUGCAAGGCAGUUAAUGAGUACGGGGAAGCCGUAGUUGGAGCCAUGCUGUUAGUUGAAUGUGUGCCAGAGAAACAUGGCAGAAGCCAUCUAAAUGGUUAUGCCAAUGGCCACUCAUCUUCACAACAGAAUGACAGGUACUCAAGAGAGAAGCAGUCACAUGAGAAGGACAGAUCCUCAAGAGAGAAGCAACUGAAUGUUGCUAAGGCUAAAAAGUUCACCAUAACAGAAGGAAAACAUGCCAAAUUUCGUUGCUAUGUGACAGGUAAACCUAAACCAGAGAUUGUGUGGAAGAAAGAUGGAGAGUCAAUAGCACCUGGAAGACGCCACUUAAUGUUUGAGGACAGGGAGGGUUACUAUACCUUAAAAGUACUUUACUGCAAACAGCAAGACUCUGGGCUCUAUGUCUGUGCUGCAUCAAAUGCACUUGGUAAUACACUGAGUGUUGUGCAGCUUUUUGUAAAAGGUCCCCCAGUUAGGUUCAAAAGAGCCCUGCAGGAUGUGGAAGUAAGGGAGAGAGAUGUUGCCAUCCUGGAGUGUGAGGUCCCAGAGGAUUCUAUACCCGCUGCAUGGUACCUGGAAGAUCAGAGACUUCAGCCAGGGAGCAAAUAUGGCAUUGAGCAAAAGGGUACGAGACGACGACUGACUAUUCGUGAUGUGGGGGUGGAUGAUGAUGGAGUCUACUUGUGUGAGAUGCCUGAUGGUGGGAGGAGCAUUGCAGAGCUGGCUGUUAAAGGUCCAAUUGUGAAGAAGCUUCCUCGUAGACUUGAGGUGCUGGAAGGCGAGAAUGCAGCGUUCUGUGUGGAGGUAGAACAUGAGGACAUGGAGGUGUUCUGGUUUAAAGAUGGUCUGCAGUUAUUUGAGACACAUCAGACCAUUAUCAAGUCCUUUGGAAAAACACACAUACUGGUUUUUGUCAACACCUCCUACCAAGACUCGGGCACAGUCGUGUGUGUGGCAGGCAAAUCAAGGACAAGCUGCAAGCUACGUAUAAAAACAAUGAGACACUGUCCACCAAUAUGUCCUGUGGGAGUCCAGAUGAACGCAGACUGUCAAAAUAGUGUUGUUCUGUCCUGGUCACCCUCUCCAAACCUGCAAAACUCCACCAAAUCAGUGUAUGUAGUAGAAUUCCAAGAGGUGGGCUCUCAGGAAUGGCAGCGAUGCUUUACCACAGAGACUGGCACCUCGGCUGAAAUCCUGGGAGACAAUGUGCCAUGUGAGGGUGACUAUCACUUCCGUAUCUGCUGUGUUAACAAAUAUGGAAAAAGCGGUCAUGUGGAGUUCCCCAAAGCGGUGCAUCUAGUUCCAGGUCCAAAGAUAAAAACUCAGCUGAAGAAUGCUGUGGUGCUAGAGGGGGAGGAUGCAGUGUUCACUAUUGAACUCUCCAAUGCUCAAACUGGUACUUGGUUCCUUAAUAGCACUCAGCUGCAACACAGCGAGUGCUUUAGGAUCAGCCAGUCAAAAAACCUUCACACACUGUGCUUUUGCAGAACAUUAAGUGUGUACAAUGGAGCUGAGAUUACCUUCAUAGCCAAUGGAGUUCGUGACUCAGCAGUCCUGACUGUACAAGCUGCUGUGAUGAAGUUCAUCCCUCUGUCAGAGGCAGACAGGAAUAAGAGAGUCGAAGCUGGAAACCCCAUUGUGUUGUACUGUGAAGUCUCAAACCCUGUAGCUGAUGUCUGUUGGUUCAAAGACGGGCAGAAACUUCACCCAGAAGAAGGGAUAAACAUCCAAUCCGAUGGAAACAUGAGGAGAAUUGUUAUCCAAUCAUCAGAAUAUUUCCACUCUGGAACGUACACCUGCCAGACAAAUGGUGAUGUCAUCACUUUUAUUGUGGAUAUUCAAGGUCCCCCUGUGUCGUUUAAGGACGCUUCAAUGGAAGAGAAGCAGAAAACCACUAUGGAGCUGGACCCAGUGGUCCUGCACUGUGAGCUUUCCCGACCAGAUGCCACUGCUCGCUGGUUUAAAGAUGGUGUGGAGAUUCUCCAGAAUGAUAAUAUCACCAUUCAGGCUAAGGGGACCAUGCGCAGGCUAAUCAUCCGGUCAGCACAACUGGCUGAUGCUGGCAGUUACACAUGCCAAGCAGGAGAACACUCGAUGCCCUUUACUGUUAGUAUUAAAGAGCCACCAUUAAUGAUCGUGGACCCGAAAGAUGAUGUCUGCAUUGAACGCUGUGUCUCAGAGGAGAUCAUACUGAACUGUGAGCUUUCUCGCUCAAAUGGGGAGGUGUGUUGGUUCAAAGAUGGACUGAAAAUUCAGGAGACCGAGAAUGUUCUGCCCAAAGCUGAGGGCCCGUACAGGAGACUGACCAUCCUUUGUGCCUCUAAAAGGGACUCAGGAGAAUAUGUGUGUGACACAGGUGGAGAUUCAGUUUUCUUCCAGCUCAGUGUUACAGAGGCUCCAGUUCGCAUUAUAUCUCCAAGCGAGUCCGAGGUGGAGGUGUGCAUUCUGGCUUCAGAAAGGCUUGUCCUAAGCUGUGAGAUCUCAAAGGCGGAGGCUGAAGUUUGCUGGUACUGUGAUGGCUUGGUGGUGAAAGAAAGUGAUAAUAUCAUACUAGAGGAAGAUGGGGUCUACCGCAGGCUGGUAAUACCUCAAGCCACCACAGAUAAUUCAGGAGAUUACGUGUGUGAAACAACAGACGACUCUGUGAUUUUCUUGGUGAAGAUAGAAGAGCCCCCUGUAAAACUCACCGGCUGUAAGGAGACAGGCAGUGUUCUUCAGACCUGUAGUGGUGAAGCUGUGGUGCUGGAGUUAAAUGUUUCUCGUGAGAAUGCAGAGGUGUGCUGGAUAAGGAAUGGAAUAAAGCUGGAAGAGAACAGUAAUGUCUCUAUUGUAGCAGAUGGUCUUGUUCGAAAAUUAAUCAUUCACUCACCAACCCUUGCAGACUCUGGCCUUUAUACAUGCAAUGCUAUUGAUGACACAAUGGACUUUCAAGUGAAGAUUACUGAGUCUCCACUAAAAAUCCUUAAGAAAGGUGAAGUUAAGACAGACUACAAGGCUGUCUUGUCUGAUGACAUUGUGUUGGAAUGUGAGCUGUCCAGAGUAAAUGGGGUUGUCAGCUGGUACAAAGAUGGCCAGCCUAUUGAAGAAAAUGAGCGCUUCUGUUUCGAAGAAGAGGGGUCUUUCAGAUCUCUAGUUAUCCUCUGUGCUGAGCAGGAGGAUUCUGGGGAAUAUUUUCUAGAUGCAAAAGAUGACAGCAUUACAUUUCAUGUUACUGUACAAGAGCCUCCUGUGAAGAUUCUGGGUAACUCUGACCAGCAUGACUACCAGGAAAUGGUAGCAGGGGACGACCUGAUCCUGGCAUGUGAGCUGUCACGAGCAAAUGCACCAGUUCAAUGGCUUUUUAAUGAGAAGCCUUUGGUCCCUGAUUCCAGAACAUACAUUGAGUGCUAUGGCACACUACACAAACUCAUUAUAGCUGAUGUCCAGCCCUCCGACUGUGGGAAAUACGUUUGUGAUACCAUAGAUGACAAAAUGGUGACCAUAAUUAAAGUUGAAGUGCCUCGUGUGGUGGAAUUCCUCACAGAACUCCACAACACAACGGUAAUGGAAGGUGAAAAAGCUACAUUCAAGUGUGUGGUGUCUCCUGAUGAUGUUCAAAUGGUCUGGUACAUGGAUGGAGAGAUAAUCAAUCCCAGCAAGCGUUUCAUUAUUGAGCAGAAUGGCCUUUGUCACACACUAACCAUCUACAACGUUCAGUUAGUAGACUCUUGCAAGAUUACUGCAGAUGCUGAAGGACUUGUGUCCAAAGCUAGCCUGAAGGUGCAGGAGGCUCAGGUACUCUUCACUAAGAAGAUGGAUGUGGUGAUGGCUGAGGAGUUUGGAGAAGCGACCCUAGAGACAGAAGUAAACAUGGAGUCAGGGGAAGUUCAGUGGAUAAGGCAGGGCGUUGUGAUCCAACCUGGUCCGCGUCACACAUUCACCCACAAUGGAUGCAAGAGAUGCCUUAGGAUCACCAAUCUGAGCCUGUCUGACCGCGGAACCUACCGCUGUGAGAGUCUCCAUGAUCGCACACAGGUCAAACUCAAUGUGGAGCCCAGGAAGAUCACAGUUAGCAAGGGGCUGAUGGAUAUCGAAACAUUUGAAAGAGAAACAGCCACAUUCGAGGUGCUGCUGUCCCAUUCAGAUGUGAAGGGUGUUUGGCAGAAGGAUGGAUUGAGGAUUAAGCCCAACAAUACAAUACGAGUCAGCACCAAUGGAUGUUUGCACAGUCUUACACUGACCAACCUCACCAUAGAGGACACGGGCACCAUCGCAUUUUCUGCUGAGGGGCUCAGGACCUCUGCCCGACUGAUCGUCAAAGAGACACCAGUGUCAAUAAUAAAGAAACUAUCAGAUGUCAGGCUUGAGGAGGGCUCACCAGUCACACUGGAGUGUGAGCUGUCCAGACAAAAUGUGGAUGUCAAAUGGUUGAAGAAUGGAGUGGAACUUAAAGCAGAUAAAGGCAUGAGGAUCUACUCGAUGGGUCGUAAGCGUUGUAUGCAGAUCAUGCAGAGCAGUCUUGGUGACUCCGGUCUCUACACAUGUGAAACUGGUGACCUGAGUACAUCUUGCAACCUCGAGAUCUAUGAACGGGAGUUGGAGAUUGUCACUGAUCUGAAAGAUCUGUACAUUAAAGAAGACCAGAAUGCUGUGUUUAUGUGUGAAGUGUCCAUGGAGGACAUGCCUGGAGACUGGUACAAGAAUGGGCAAAAAAUCCGGCCUAGCAGCACCAUCAAAACUCGCAGAGAGGGGACAAAGCACUUCCUCCUAAUAUGCAAUGUUACAACAGACGAUGCUGGAGAGAUCAAAUUUGUCUCCAAGCAAGUUGAAUCAGUUGCAAACCUCGAGGUUCAAGAAUUACCAGUGAGCAUAGUGCGACCACUUAGGGACCGUACUGCACUGGACAAGCAUCGAGUUAUCCUAGAGUGCACCGUGUCUUCCCCUCGCUCUGAGGUUUGCUGGUACAAAGGUGAUCAGGAGCUGGAAUCAUCAGAGCGCAUGGAGAUCAUCAGUGAGGAUUGCUACCAUAAGCUGGUCAUUCACCAGGUGGCACUGGAAGACGAGGGCACGUAUAGCAUCAAGGUGGGGGAACACAUGUCUACAGCCAAACUGCUGGUGGAAGGACAAUCCAUAAUGCUGGUAAAGGAGCUGGAGGACAUUGAGGUGCGCUCUCCAGAACCAGCUAGGUUUCAGUGUGAGGUGUCAGUGCCCCUUAUGAAACCUCCCGUGUGGAGCCUUAAUGGAGAAACGCUGCAACCAGGAGCUGAUAUUUGUUUAGAGAACAAAGGAAAUGUCUACAGUGUCAUAUUUAAAAACACCAGCUCGGAAAUGAGCGGAAUAGUCAAGUUCACCACAGGGAAAGCCAAAAGCACUGCCAAACUGACAGUGCUGUAGAGUCAAAGACUACCCAAAUACUGUA